Cryptomeria japonica (Japanese cedar) is the source of this 759-nucleotide messenger RNA. RefSeq names its product replication protein A 70 kDa DNA-binding subunit A-like. Gene Ontology annotation, molecular function: DNA binding. Bases 1 to 759 code for a protein of 252 amino acids. NCBI's taxonomy places the organism in Eukaryota, Viridiplantae, Streptophyta, Pinopsida, Cupressales, Cupressaceae. Gene Ontology annotation, biological process: DNA replication. Gene Ontology annotation, cellular component: nucleus. The record is from RefSeq and is a predicted model, not a curated record. The transcript is spliced from 2 exons.
AUGACAAAUGAUCAAGAUCAGAAUAAGAGAUACAAAGUUGUCUUGUCUGAUGGCACGUAUAUGCAAUUGGCCAUUUUGCCAACCAGAUAUACUGAAUUAUUGCAUUCAGAGACCUUAAAGAUAGGUUUUGUGUUGUUGUUGGCAACUUAUGCUUGUAGAUAUGUUUGGAGCACGAGGAUUAUAAUUACAUUCACUCUAGAGGUGAAAAUUACAAAUUGUCCCUUGCUUGGAAAACCUAGGUAUUUGUUUAAAGAGAAAGAACAACAAAUGUUAGUGCGAGAAACACCUCCUCCCUCUAAACGUGCUCUUAAAUUUGGUGUAGACUUGCCAUCUCCACAAAGCAAUGCACCGGAUAAUAUAAGCCCGAUAAAAAGCCUAAACCCUUAUCAAAGCAAAUGGACAAUAAAAGGGCAAGUUACAAAUAAUAGGAAAAUGCACCAAUAUAGCACAUCAAAAGCUAAUGGUCAAGUAUUUAGUUUUGAUAUCAUAGAUGAUGAAGGAUGUGAAAUUAGGGUGACUUGUUUUGAUGAAAUAGCAGAAUUGCAUUACCAUCGAGUGGAAGAAGGGGCAUAUUAUGUUAUUUCGAAAGGUUCUAUCAAAGACGCAAACACAAAAUAUAACAAGUUGAAUAGCCAUCUAGAGAUUGUUUUGAUUGAGACCUCGGUUUUGAAGCGUUGUGUACCUAAUGUUGCAGCUUCAGAGAAAAAAUCUCGCUACACUCCAAUUAAUGAAUUAUUAACUGCAGCAACUACACUUUGA